CAUUGUCUCGUUGGUGCGACGGAUAGUAGAACUCGAGCUGGUUGUAAGCGCGAGAAAGCAGUUGUGGCAGCAGAACCAGUGAUGGGUGCACUGAUCUCAAGUGCUGUUUAGUUGGAAUUGUUCAAACUUUACGUGGGGAGUUGAAAGAACAUGAAGUGUGAACUUGGAACUAUGUUAAGGUCAACGAUACUGGAAUUACUUUUGUUUUCAUUGACAGCUGGGUUAUAUCGCGCUGCACCGCGCGCCUCCAACAACAAUGAACUGUCUGUAUCAAAGCAACCUGCCAUGUCCGAAAUCACACUCGGGCAGCUCGGCACUACCAUGCCAAACUAUUUACCCGAGGACAAUGUGAGGUUGUCCACGAUUUCAGCGCUCUCCCCAGUUUCUACCGCGACCACAUCGGCAAACAGGAUUACAGGUAACACCACUAAAUCUAUCCAAACAAACAAGUUGACCCGAACAGCAAAGACCACCAUAAGUGAGUCCAUAUCGAAGGAGACAAUUUCUACAUCGAGGACUUCCGAAACAAAGACGCAUUCUUCGCCCACCUCUCAGCUUCUACCUGUCCCCACCACUGACACGCAACAAACUGAGUUCCUGUGUAACUGUAGCAGCGAGGGAUCUCUGGAUCUAGACCGCUGCGACCGCAGCACAGGGCAGUGUGUCUGCCUGUUGGGCUACAUGGGACUGCGGUGUGCUGACUGCCAGGAGGCCCACUUCAACAAUGGCACCACCGGCUGCAUCCCCUGUAGCUGCGACUCCUACGGUGCUCUCGGACCCCUCUGCGACAGCUCUGGGAUGUGCGUGUGUAAGACAGGCGUGUACGGUGACAAGUGUGACGAUUGCCACCCAGGUUUCUUCCGGUUCAGCAGCACGGGUUGCCAGCCAUGCCAGUGCAAUAAUCACUCCAACUACUGCCACCCACAAUCAGGCAUCUGCUUGAACUGCCAAGGGAACACCAAAGGACCCGGCUGUGAGGAAUGCAAGUAUAAUUUCUACCGGAGGCCCGACACUGCCCUUACUGAAGUCUGCGUCCCCUGCCCCUGCUCCAGCGUCACCUCUUCUGGCAGCUGCCACCUUGACCCCAGGGGACAAUCUGUGUGUGACCAGUGUAAGCCAGAGUACCAGGGGCCCCACUGUGACCAGUGCAGGGGUGGCUUCUACAAUGCGGACAGCAUCUGCCUUCCUUGCAACUGCAGCGGGAACGCCGACCCCGGGACCUUGCCCCGCAUCUGCAACCCUGAGACGGGUCACUGCCUGAGCUGCGUCAACAACACGUCGGGGAAACACUGCGAGCGCUGUGCUGAAGGAUACGUGGGUAGUGCCAUCAUCCACAGCUGCAAAGCUAUAGUCACUCCCACCCCUGAGCAGAACACGACAACAACCGCCUCCACCACCACCCUGACCCUGCGCUCCACCACCACUACCCCCUCUAGUGGCCAAACUAUGACUUCCACUUCCAACGCCACCACCACUCAGCUGACCACCACAGCCUCCAGCACCACACCAGGUCUCCUCGCCAACACCACGGCCGCCAUCUCCGAGGUCUCCUGGACCCAGUUCAAUGUCAUCGUCCUCGCGGUGAUCAUUGUGGCAGUGGUGGUGCUGAUGGGCGUGGCGGGCGGUGUCUAUACCUACCGUGAAUACCGCAACCGCAAGCUGAACGCUCCGUUCUGGACCAUCGAGCUUAAGGAGGAUAACAUCAGCAUCAGCAGCUACCACGACAGCCUGCCCAACAUGGGGGACGUGUCGGGCCUGCUGGAGGAAGAGGCCAGCAUGGAGGUGGCGCCCAACGGCCAGCUGGCGCUUAGCAGCCCCAUCAACAUGUACAAGGCGUGAUGAUGGGCCAUGGGCGGGGAUGCUUCUUCUUCUUUGGUGUUUUAACGGCGGUGUGCAAGCUAAUAUUUAUUGGUGUUACCGCAGCCUUCUGGACUAGUGUGAUAAAGACGCAUCCUCCGGGAAACUGUAUUCUGUCCCAUCUCUACCACACCCACCAACCCCACCCGUGGUGGCCACACCCACCAUGAAACUCUGACUGGGGGAGGGAUGUCUCUGACUGGGAGAGGCAGGGAGGGGGGAGGAAGGUCUCAGACUGGGAGAGGCAGAGAUGGGGGGGAGGGAGGUCUCUGACUGGGAGAGGCAGAGAUAGGGGUGAGGGAGGUCUCUGACUGGGAGAGGCAGAGAUAGGGGUGAGGGAGGUCUCUGACUGGGAGAGGCAGAGAGGGGGGAGGAAGGUCUCGGACUGGGAGAGGCAGAGAUGGGGGGAGGUUUAUCGUCCAGUCCUCAGGAUUUGAAUAAUAAAUGAUCUGCUUGUUGUGAUGACUUCAACAGAGAGAAUGAUGUUGCGGUUACUAAAAUGAGGAGGAGCUGGAAGGAUGGACUAACUACAGAAUCAGAAAUCCAGUGACUCCUGAGUCACCCAGACUGGGAGAAAACAUGUAACAUGACAACCUGAGUUUGAAUGGUUCAGAAGGGCCUGGGAGUUUGAAUGGUUCAGAAGGGCCUGGGAGUCUUUGUGCCCUUCAUGAUUCAACCUUUGAGCCACAGGGAACCACAUUGAGCUAGGAAGAGAGUGAAGGUGAGCAUGUGGAGGUCCGUGAAGGCUGAGUGUCCAGCCAGGACUGUGAAACCAGUGAACUGAAGCCCACUCUGAAACGCUGCAUCACACAAUCAAAAACAUACUGAAUAUUGACAAUAUGUGCACCUCUUCAUAUACACAUCCUCAAACACUAUGUUUGCACACACAGUACUGCGUACACAUGCACAAGCACUAAAUAAAACACACACACAUGCACACCUUGUACCAUAAUAAAACACAUACACAAAAUAAAGAGAGAGUGUAUUGUCCUGGUUGGUUUCAAUGGAGGAUAACUUGUUUCAAAAUUGUUCAUUUACAUUGUAUAAUGAGAGAGAAAAUGGACAAUAGUUUUGCGACGAUUAUGAUUCAUACAACACUGCUGUGGGGCCAUUUUGGUAUGUUUGACACUAAAAUGAAACGAUUGCAGGGCUCUGGUACAAUGUUAAGUCUAGGGCAUCUAUUUCACUAGGAGAAAACAAGAGGCUCCAGAUUUUAAACAAGUGUUUUUGUUCAUUUUAUUUGCUAAUUUAUUGCUUUUUGUUUUCCUCAAUAAGCUUACUGCUAAUGUGUUGCACAGCCAGAUUUUAGCCAUGCAGAUGCCAGAAGGCCCAUUACAGAAAAUGUAUUGGUUUAAGGCUGAAACUGACAUUAAGGCAGGAGAAGUCAUUUUCAUGGUUUCUUAUUUUAUUCAUAAUGAUAAUAAUAAUAAUAAUGAACUGGAUUUGUGUAGCAAGUGCUCAAAUAGUUUUACUAUUAUCCACUACUUCCACCUGGAUGAUGACGCUCGAGUACAGUAGGCAUGAAACAGAAGAAAAAGACUGAAACGGGGAGACACUACCUGGACUUGUUUUCGUUUUCUGUUUCAAAACAUUUUACCACCCGUGUUACCUACUGAACAUGACCCAGCUGUCACAGUGGACAGAUGAGGAAGUGCAUCAUACUAAUUAAGAAUCAGGGGGUGAUUAUGUGGGCAUGAUUAUCUGAGGGCCUGACUGGGAAUUUAGCCAGGACAGCGGGGUUUAACAACACCCAGACUCUUGCAACUUUUUUGGAGCAUAGCUAGUAAUACUUAUGGAAAAGGAUUAAACCAUUUAGCGGUGAAUUCAAAAGCAUGCGGAAAUAGGGAAGGCAGAGCUCUUUCCCAAUUAUUUUGAAUACAACGCAAACUGGUUUGAAUUAUGAGAUUUGGUAGAACUAUUGUCACCAUACCAGAUAAAGGUUUCUUUGAAAUUGUUAUUACCUGACCUUGUGCACCGAGUGUACAAAACAUUAGGAACACCUUCAUAAUAUUGAGUUGAAGCCUCUUUAGCUCUCAGAAAAGCCUCAUUUAUUCAGUGCAUGGACUCUACAAGGUGUCCAAAGAGUUCCACAGGGAUGCUGGCCCAUGUUGACUCCAAUGCUUUCCACAGUUAUGUCAAGUUGGCUGGUAGUGGAUCUCUGCUCUGAAUAGCUUGUUCAAUCUCAUCCCGCAGAUGCUCAAUUGGAUUUAGAUCUGGUGACUGGGCAGGCCACUGUUUGUGGAACCAUUCCUGGACAAUCCUAGCCUUGUAGCAUGGGCCAUUUUCCUGCUGAAAAAAUCAAUUUGCAGAUGGAUACACUGCUGCCAUGAAGGGAUGCACUCAGUGUAUAUCAAAUGUCCAGUUUCAGUUAUCAAAAAUGGUUCUUACCUUCCUUCAAGCUGCUCAACGGAUCUGAAGCUUUGAACCGACCCCCCCCCCAACCAUUUCCCUGCAAUACAUUUCUCCCCAUCUUUCCACCUAGAGAUAAUAUGUACUGACCUGCUCAUUGUAAAUAUGAACAUGAUGUACAGAUUGGUUGUAAAUAAGAAGCUACUAUUGUAGAUAGGAGAGGGUGAAUUCUUUUCAGGACUGGGAGAUUCUGGGCCUCUGGGUUGUUUAGACAUCCAGGCAUAUUAGGGGGAUUCUCAACUCUGAUCUCUUCCCAUUGAAACGACAUACCAACCAUAAUUCUUCCAUAGAAGCAUAGAUGCUGAGAUUUACCAGAUGCCUUUUCUGUCUGAUACACCUUGUACAUACCACAGCUAAUGUAACCUACCAAAAUUAAACUCUGUUUUUGUUUAA
Salvelinus fontinalis (brook trout) is the source of this 4659-nucleotide messenger RNA. Its product is annotated as multiple epidermal growth factor-like domains protein 9. Bases 151 to 1839 code for a protein of 562 amino acids. Gene Ontology annotation, biological process: axon guidance. The record is from RefSeq and is a predicted model, not a curated record. The transcript has 6 exons. NCBI's taxonomy places the organism in Eukaryota, Metazoa, Chordata, Actinopteri, Salmoniformes, Salmonidae. Gene Ontology annotation, molecular function: extracellular matrix structural constituent. Gene Ontology annotation, cellular component: basement membrane.